AUGAGCACCCCUCCCUUCCUCCCCCUCGUCGACCCCACCGCCCACGCCCUCCUCCCCUCCCUCGCCCUCAUUGCCCCCCUCCUCAUCCCUGCCGCCCUCCUCGACGUCGUCCUCCACGACCUGCCUCCUACUGCCACUUACUACGUCCAGGCUGAAAAGUACGAUGGCGAUCUCAUCACCCUGCUCGACAACGGCGCCCAGCGUAUCGUCGUCUCUCCUUCACAGCUCAAAGCCCUGAACGGCGCCAUCCCCAAAGAGAGGCUUAUCGUGAAGCUCUCUGAAGAAGAGCUCGCUUCGAAAAAGUCGCUUGCCGAGCAAGUUGCCGGGCUCUACAUUGUCUCGUCCACCGCGCACACGGCCAAGUCUCUCGGUCUGUCUGUGGACGUCUUCCUCCAGCACCCUUCGCCCAACGUGUCCGAGCUUGAAGAGCUCAUCCGCUCGGCCCGCCCGUCGUCAUACGUCCUCCCCACUGAAAUCCUCGCCAACCACGCUACCACCACCUCCACCCACCUCUCCAUCUCCGCCGCCUUCCUCGCCCCCAUCACCUCUGACAGGCCAGACGGGCUUUUUCCCUCCAUCGUUGCCUCUGCCAACCACUCCACCAAACCCCUCGGGCUCGUCUACUCCUCCAGAGAGAGCGUGGCUGAAGCGAUCCUGACCCAGAAAGGCGUCUAUCAAUCGAGAAAGCACGGCUUGUGGCGUAAAGGCGAGACGAGCGGUGCUGUACAGCAGUUGGUGGGCCUGAAGCUUGAUUGCGAUGCCGAUGCUCUCGUUUUCGAGGUAGUGCAGCACGGCAGCGGGUUCUGCCACUUGCCCCAAACCACCUGUUUCGGCGGGUUGAACGGUGUUGCGAAACUUCAAGAUACGCUCCAGGCUCGUCUCGAGAGUGCGCCCGAGGGGAGUUAUACCAAGAGACUGUUUACGGACGAAAAGCUGUUGAGGAGCAAGAUUAUGGAAGAGGCGGAAGAGCUUUGUGAUGCCGAGAGCAAGGACGAGGUGGCUUUCGAAGCCGCCGACCUGAUCUACUUUGCGCUCACCCGCUGUAUCAGCAAGGGCGUUUCGUUUACCGAUGUCGAGAAGGCGCUGGACAGGAAGAGUCUGAAGGUGACGAGAAGAAAGGGCGAUGCCAAGCCCAAGUGGGAGAAUGCCGGGGAGAAGGUCGUGGAGAACAAGGAGGUCAAGUCGACCGUCCCCGAGCCUUCCAAGCUUCCCGCCUCUGACGAGCCUAUCCGCAUGCGCACCGCCGUCCUCUCCGAGCUGCCCGCCGAGGAACAAAAGAAACUCCUCCUCCGUCCCGUCCUCAACUCGUUGGCCAUGAUCGACAAGGUCAAGCCUAUCGUCGAGCGGGUCAGGAAAGAAGGCGACGCCGGCUUGCACGCCUUGACAGCGCAAUUCGACAAGGCCGACCUUGCCUCCAACGUCCAGCUGCCUCCGUUCGCCACCCCCGGCGAAGACGUGCUCCCUGCCGACGUGCGUGAAGCCAUCGACGUCGCUUACCAAAACGUCAAGACUUUCCACGUUGCGCAGAACGAAAAGGCGCCUCUUGUCGUCGAGACUAUGCCCGGUGUGACGUGCUCGAGGUUUGCCCGCCCCAUCGCCCGAGUGGGUCUUUACGUUCCAGGCGGUACCGCCAUCCUCCCCUCCACCGCCAUCAUGCUCGGUGUCCCCGCCCAAGUCGCAGGCUGCAAGACGAUCGUCAUGGCUACCCCUCCCCGCCCCGACGGCACCAUCUCGCCGGAAGUGCUGUACGCUGCCAAGCUUGUGGGGGUGACUUGUAUCUUGAAGGCGGGCGGAGCGCAGGCUGUGGGUGCGAUGGCGUAUGGGACGGAUGAGGUGCCAAAGGUGGACAAGAUCUUUGGGCCGGGGAACCAGUGGGUGACGGCGGCUAAGAUGUUGGUGCAGAAUGAUACAGAGGCGUUGGUGGCUAUCGACAUGCCCGCCGGACCUUCAGAGGUUUUGGUGAUUGCGGACCACACUGCCAACCCCAUCUUUGUCGCCUCCGACCUCUUGUCCCAAGCCGAGCACGGCGUCGACUCCCAAGUCGUCCUCGUCGGUAUCAACCUCUCCCCCUCCCUCCUCAAAGCUAUCGAAGAACAAAUCGAAACCCAAGCCAACGCCCUUCCCCGAGUCGCCAUCGCCCGCGAAGCCGUCAAAAAGUCAUUGAUCGUCUUGGUCGACAGUCAGGAGAAGGCUAUCGAGUUUAGCAACGAGUAUGCGCCCGAGCACUUAAUUUUGCACUUGGAGGACGCGCCGGGGGCUGUAGAGUUUAUUGAGAAUGCCGGGAGUGUCUUUGUCGGUGCAUUCUCGCCCGAAUCAUGCGGCGACUACGCCUCUGGCACAAACCACACUCUCCCCACAAACGGCUUUGCCCGUCAAUUCUCCGGCGUCAACACGCUGUCAUUCCAAAAGCACAUCACGUCGCAGUUUGUCACUGGGGAUGGGUUGAGGGUGUUGGGGCCUACGGUGGUGAGGUUGGCGGAGAGGGAGGGGUUGGAGGCGCAUGCGAAUGCUGUUAGGGUUAGGUUGGCCGAGUUGAGCAAGUAA
Molecule: messenger RNA, 2544 nt
Organism: Cryptococcus amylolentus CBS 6039
Lineage: Eukaryota; Fungi; Basidiomycota; Tremellomycetes; Tremellales; Cryptococcaceae
Product: histidinol dehydrogenase
Exons: 3
Coding region: 1-2544 (847 amino acids)
Biological process (GO): L-histidine biosynthetic process
Cellular component (GO): cytoplasm
Molecular function (GO): NAD binding; histidinol dehydrogenase activity; metal ion binding
Source: RefSeq, a predicted model, not a curated record